Amblyraja radiata (thorny skate) is the source of this 594-nucleotide messenger RNA. RefSeq lists its product as uncharacterized. The transcript is spliced from 5 exons. The record is from RefSeq and is a predicted model, not a curated record. NCBI's taxonomy places the organism in Eukaryota, Metazoa, Chordata, Chondrichthyes, Rajiformes, Rajidae. Bases 1 to 594 code for a protein of 197 amino acids.
AUGGACUCAUCCGACUGUCCAGACAAGCAGUGCCCGGAACAGGACGAGAGGUCGGUGGUGAAUUUCAAUCUCCUAUCCGAAACGAUCAACGCCACGAAAUCUGGACGAUCGACGAUCUUCAAAUCCUCGAAGAAACACUUGAAGCAGUUUAUCUCCAAGUAUGAGUCUCUGGACACAGAGAUGCCCGGGAUCCGCAAGUUCGAUGAUUCUCCCGCCUCUCAUCCUCUGACACUCUGUGUGGAAUGUCCGGCCGAAAUGGACCUGACCCACAAAGACAUCAUGUCGGCGGCUGAGAACAUUCUCCCCGACGCCUUCGCCGAUGGCCGCAUCACCAGCAUCCAGUUCGAGAACGUCAAUGUUAUUUGCGGCUCCUCUGGGCUGAAGAAUAGGUGGCUGAUCAACGUGUCGGACUUCCAGACCAGGAGCUUGUUCCUCAACUCCGGCCUCAUCAUCAACAAAGUCUACCUGGCCGUGCAGCGCUAUGACGACCUGCUGAUGGAGGAUUACAAGUUACACCUGCGCAGGGCGAUGGCUCAGAAGAAAGUCUUGGAGACUUUGAAUGAAACGGCUAACCUGGGCAUGAAGGCGAGGUAG